This is a messenger RNA of Penicillium angulare, 2244 nucleotides long. Its product is annotated as iron-containing redox enzyme family protein. The transcript has a single exon. Lineage: Eukaryota; Fungi; Ascomycota; Eurotiomycetes; Eurotiales; Aspergillaceae. The record is from RefSeq and is a predicted model, not a curated record. Bases 1 to 2244 code for a protein of 747 amino acids.
AUGGAUUUCAAGUCCAGCUAUGGAACAGUCCUUGCUUUCUUUGUGCCCUCAUCAAUGUCGAAAAUAAUCGCCAGCCUCUUACUCUUUACCGCCGCAUUUUGUCUUCGCCGAAUUUUGAAAGUUCAGGAUAAUGAACCACCCCAGGGAACAAACCUUCACUACUCAAGAAAGUCGAGGUUUAUCCCCUCCGCCAUCAAGCCGAUUGCCAAAGAUUCAGGAUUUCAUGAGCUAGAAUUUUACAAAAGUCUUUUCUUCAAACUGCAAAAUGUGGAGUAUCAUUCGGAAGUUCUCCCGCUUGCACGGCAGGGAAUCUUGUUUCUACUAUCCGAAGCAUUACGCGAUUAUACAAAAAGAGAGUCUCAUUCGAGCAUCAUAUCGAUGGUGAAUUUCAACAAAGAAGAGCUAUCCCAGUUUCUACAAAAUCACCAGAAGAACGUCACAGAUAAAUACGAAAAAUAUAUUGCGAAGAGGAAUGCGGGUGGGUUUCGCCAAUUGGUCCGCGACCGACAGGAUGCAGAAUCAUGGCUCAGGAAGAUUGCCCCGUUGAAGCUGGUUGAUGGGGCUUGGCUGGGCCAUUUGAACAAAAUCACUAUACCAUUUUCCUUCCGUCCAAUCAUGAAGAAAACGUGGCAGGUGUUCACUGAGGAGCUUGGAGAUGGUAAUCUUCUUCAGCACCACGUUCACAUCUUUGAAAACCUCUUGCGUGUUUUUGAGCCGGAAUUGCCCUCCGCAACGACAGAGGAAAUCCUUCACCCUAGAUUGAAUUUCAACAGUAUCAAGUACUGGAGAGCAGCCGCAGCUCAAUUAAUGAUAUCCGCCUUUUCGGCAGACUUUUUUCCGGAGAUACUGGGGUUCAACAUGCACUUCGAAAUGCUCCAGCUGGAUACAAUGCAAGCGGCAAAGGAGCUACCAGAAGUUGGACUCGAUCCAUACUACUUUAUUCUUCAUAUUUCUAUUGAUAACAGCCAUUCUGGUCAUGCUGCUAUGUCUAUGGACUGCGUCGUGGACUAUGUACAAAAGAUUUUGGAUUUGGAAGGCGAAAAAGCCGCUCACACUGCGUGGCGGCGCAUUCAAGCAGGAUACGUCUUGAGUGAAUGGUUAGGUUCUGAGGGGAUUCAAACAGCAGAUAUCCGGUACAAACUUGACUCUUCGCCGUGUGAUCAGCUUGAAUCCAGGAUAUGCGAGAUAUUUCGUGCCAAGGCUCAAGCUGCGCAGGGAAUACACACCGGAUGUAAAGCAAAAAUUGGGGGUCGCUCUCUUGACGACUGGCUUAGUCUAAGGAGCUUGCAAGACGAAGACUGGCAACCGAAUUUUCUUCGAGCUCUGGCCGCCUCUACGCCAUGGGUUUAUCCCGGUGAGAGCAAAAAGAGCAGGCUAGUGAAAGAAUGCUGCUGGGGUGGUAAGAUGUUUGGUGCCUUCACAAGGGAAGAGGUAUCCACUUUACAACAAUGGAUCGACUCUCUAGAGCCACGUCGGAAUCUAUUUUAUUUUGACUUUGUUGGUCUUUCGGAGGACAUCCAUUGCCGGGACUGCAGUCGCUCGAAUAUUCUAUCUCAGAAAACAUCUGGGUCAUUGAACUCCACAGACCUGACAGAUGAGAUUACACCUUUGCUACACCACCCACAACUAUCAUCAACCUGGCCCAAACUCAGUGCGAGUGAUCUUGAUUUACCACUUUUGCUGCCUCUUUGGUUCUCUCAGUGCAGCCUCCUAGAGUCGUUUGUAUACGCCCCGGGGAGGACCGCAGACCCCAUGGGGUGCGCAGUGGUGCGCUUGUUACGAGCUCAGCUUGGAUUUGAGAUAGAGCAUACGGUGAUCACAGGGAUAGAUGAGUCGCACACCGGAAAUGACAAUGGUAUUGUUGGGAUUGGCCUGGAGAUGAUUAAACGAGCAUCUCUCCUUGCUCCCGCUGACCUGUCGAUGCUUCUCGUUUGCUGGCCCUCCGAGUUUGCAGAAAAGAUGCUUCGGCUAUCGUCAAAACCACUCCAAAACUUGGGUGUUCUACUUGGUAUCUUCGCCGCGUUACUUGAGCUCCAGGGGAUCAUCGCAGAAGCACCUAAUGUUGGACUACUUUCGCCGGAAAGUUAUGUUCAUUUGCAGGUUCUUUUUCGUCGGCAAUGUCACUAUUUACAAGAGUGCAAGCAAUACGUAUCCACAGAUGAGUGGCUGCUUGUGGAUUAUUCGUAUGGGUAUGCUAUGGCGAAAACGGAGACAGCCAAAUGUGUUAAGCUUAAUAGAGGAUAG